GGAGCGCUCCCAAGCCGAGCUGGACGCCAGUCGCUUCGAGGCGGCGGAGCGGGAGCGGGAGCUGCAACAACAGCUGGAGGCGGUGCGGGACACCGCCGGCCAGCUGGAGUCGCUGGCUCGCGACCAGUCCGCCUCGCUGGCAGCCGCGCAGCAGCGGCAGGCGGAGCUGGCGGGGCGGGUGGAGGAGCUGGGCAGGCUGGCGGGCGAGCGGGAGGAGGCGCUGAGGGCUGCCACCAGCCGCUACGAGUCGCUAGCCCGCGAGGCCUCAUCCGCCUCCGCAGCCGCCGAGGAGCGGCAGGAGGAGCUGGUGGGGCAGCUGAUGGCUCUGCAGCAGCGGGCGCAGGCGGUGGAGGCAGACAUGAGGUCCCAGCUGCAGACCGAGCGGCAGGCGCGUGAGAAGGCGGUGCUGGUGGCUCGGGAGCGGACGGCGGCGCAGGAGGCGGCCAGCGCGGCGCAGCAGCGGCUGCAGAUGGAGCUGAGGGAGAUGCAGGAUGAGUUGGCUGCCCGGGAAGCGGCGGCGGAGCAAGCGCGGGCUGAGGCAGCGGAGGCGGCCAGGGCGGCGGAGGCGCAGUGGGGGUCGCAGUUGCGGGCUGCGAGGGAGGAGACGGAGACGCGCCAAGCCUCUGUCCAGCGUGAGCUCGACACGCUUCGGCUGCAGGUCGCGCUGGCUGAGAUCCGCCUUAAGGAGCAGGAGGCGGCAGCUCGCGAGGAGGUGGCGGCGCUGUCGUCGGCGGUAGAGGCGGCGGAGGGGCAGGCGGCGGAGGCGCGGCAGGCGGCGGCGGAGGCGGCGGAGCAGCUGGCGGCGCUGCGGCGGGAGGGACGG
Astrephomene gubernaculifera is the source of this 823-nucleotide messenger RNA. The record is from the annotation of a GenBank genome assembly. Lineage: Eukaryota; Viridiplantae; Chlorophyta; Chlorophyceae; Chlamydomonadales; Astrephomenaceae.